Messenger RNA from Biomphalaria glabrata, 848 nucleotides. RefSeq lists its product as uncharacterized. NCBI's taxonomy places the organism in Eukaryota, Metazoa, Mollusca, Gastropoda, Planorbidae. The record is from RefSeq and is a predicted model, not a curated record. The transcript has 3 exons. The coding region runs from base 182 to 688 and encodes 168 amino acids.
CUCAACACCAGAUGUCACUGUUAAGUACACCAAAACUAUUUCACUAUUUCACGCACCAUUGAUUUUUAGAAAGAAAACAAAAUAGUUUGCAUCUAGCUAAUAUCCCAUUGAGUUCGGUUAUAUAAGUGAGUGUCUUUCUUUGUGCUGGGCACAUUGUAGGGAGGUUACUGUGGCGUAAGCUAUGUCUUACUUUGUAGCUCUUGUUCUGUUGGGCUGCCUGGCCGUGAGUUACGCAGCAGUAGUGCAAGGCGAAGGUCCUUGUCCAGACGGCCGCGUAUCAGGAGAGUCGUGGUAUGAGCCAAACUGUGGGAAGUGUGACUGCGGCAACACUGGUUAUACAUGUUAUAGCUGUGGUGUUGUUGCCGUAAAUUAUGACCGCGCCACAUGCUACCUUCAGACUAACGACAGUGCCAACUACCCAGACUGCUGCAAGCCUGUCUUGUACUGCAUAGGAUCCGCUGGCUUCGACCCAUCUAAGCUACAGCCUCCAGCUACAACGUUUAGCACCAACGCUCCUGUCACAAAACCAAAAAUUACACCUAAGCCCGCAAAGAAACCGACACCCAAACCUACACCCAAGCCAACAAGGAAACCUGCGCUAAGGGCUACACCUAAACCUGCCUCUAGGCCUACACCAAAGCCGGUACCCAAACCUGCACAAAAACCUCAAGUAAAUAGAAGGGGGUAAAAAUAGAAUCCAUUACGUCACCGAUCUAGUUCAUUACUCCGCCAAAGCUAUUAAGAAUGGAAAGAUGUUUAUGUUAAAAAAUAAAGACUUAUAAGGGAAAUAUUAUAGACAUCAAGUUUAUGUAAAUGUAAUAUUAAAAUAAUACAGAUGUCUUGUCAUA